ACACUUUUUUCGACAGAAACAUACGCACUGUAUUAGAAUAUAUUAGUAAAUUUUUUUUCGUAUUAAAUUUUAAGCGUCAGUGUCGGCCAGCCGGAAGUUCGAAGGCGAGACCCCAAGUGUGCGAGAGGAAGGAUUUUCUAAACGAAAGUUAAGAUUACGCAGAAGAAACCAUGAAGGCCAUAGUAGGAUUCUUAGCCGUGUGCUUGCUGGGCGCGGCGCUCGCCAGCCCCCUCGAGAAGGUCGACAAAGUCACGAUCGUCGAGCAACAGUCCUCGACGGUGACGCAGAGCCUGAGCGAGCGCGCGAAAUACGAGGAGGAGCUGCUGCGCAAGCUCAACGUCAAGUGCUCGCAGAACGACCUGAGCAGCUGCGUGAUGCUCAAGCUCGUCACCUACAUGAACAAACUGCUGAAAAAGGCCUCGAUCGAGCUCACCGACGACAUCGAGAUCCGCAAGACUAGUCAGGCCACCGAGGAAGUGGUGAGCUUCCAGUCCUCCACCUCGCAGGGCUCUCGUAGCGCGGCAGCCGCCGACGACGAGUCCGAGGUGUUCGAUCUGAUCGCCAGCAAGGUCUACGCCUUCGUCAAGUCGCGCAGCAUCAAGUGGAAGUUCCUGCCCGAGGACGACGUCGUCGUCUCCGCCAAGGAGGACGAGAACGGCUCGCUCAAUUUGGGACUGUCCAUCGAGAAGUCCGACAAUGCCGUGCAAGACGGUCGCGGCAAGAAGAACAACAUGGGCCCUCUGCUGGCCGCGGCCGUCCUCAAGAUCGGUCUGAUCGGCGGUCUCGCCUUCAAGGGUCUCGCCCUGCUGGUCGGCAAGGCCCUGCUCCUCUCCAAGAUCGCCCUCCUGCUGGCCGGUAUCAUCGGCCUCAAGAAGCUCUUCUCGCACCAGAAGCACGUGACGUACGAGGUGGUGGCGCAUCCGCAUCACAGCGCCGGCCACAUCGAGAGCCACGGCCACGGCGACUUCAGCGGCGGCUGGGCGCGCAGCUUCCAGCACGAGGCGGCCCAGCAGAUGGCCUACUCGGCGCAUCUGCCACCCACGGCCAACUAAGGACGGAGAAGAGGAUAAAAAAAACACGUAUACAUAAAAAAAAACACGACACGAAACACCAACGACACGCUCGUUUCCGAAACUUACCCUCUACUACUUACUACUACUACUACUACAACUAGCCUCAUUUUCGAGGGACGUAUCGUGAAUCGCAGAGCGAUUAGUACUCGAUCUUCCCUCUCUCAUCUUCACUCAUCGAUUCAUAUCAUUCUGUGUCUAUAAUAUAAUUUCAUCCUCGUUUCAUCGAGUUCAUCGUUCAUCAUCAUUUUCACGAUAAUCAAAAACAUCGCCUUAAGUAAUGCAUAAUCGAUUAAUAAAAACGACGCGACGAAACGUGGACAGAUCUCCCGACGGACUUUAUUUUGGACGCGACAUUCAGGACACACACAGACUUCCUCCUCCUCUAUUUUCUCGUGUAAUCAAUCUACUCUCUCGAUAUAUAAUAUAUAUAACGAAGCUUGCGGUGGUACCGAUAUUACCUUUGCU
Molecule: messenger RNA, 1538 nt
Organism: Trichogramma pretiosum
Lineage: Eukaryota; Metazoa; Arthropoda; Insecta; Hymenoptera; Trichogrammatidae
Exons: 3
Coding region: 171-1052 (293 amino acids)
Source: RefSeq, a predicted model, not a curated record